AUGAAGAGUUUCCGUUUUCUUCUAGUCUUGGUUCUGCUGGCAACAACUUCAUUGGAGAUGAAUGCUCGAACUUGCAAACCAAGUGGUGGUAUGUGGGGAAGAGAACCGCCUUCUGGAGAACGUGACGGUGAUAACAACUCGGACUGUUGUAUCCAAGGUAAGUUUUACACCACAUAUACAUGCUCGCCUCCAGUAACAAGUAAUACUAAAGCAACACUGACGAUAAACAGUUUCCAAGAGGGAGGUGAUGGUGGUGGUCCAUCGGAGUGUGACGAGCAAUACCACUCUGAUGACACACCAGUUGUUGCACUGUCAACUGGAUGGUACAAGGGAGGGGAUAGGUGCCACAAGUAUAUUACCAUCAAUGGAAAUGGGAGGAGUGUAAAGGCAAUGGUUGUGGAUGAGUGUGACUCUACUAUGGGGUGCGAUGAUGAUCAUGACUAUCAACCACCUUGCCCUAAUAAUAUUGUUGACACUUCCAAAGCAGUGUGGAAAGCCUUAGGGGUAUCCGAAUCCAAAGAUAACUGGGGAGAAAUGGAUAUUACUUGGAGAGAGUGA
Messenger RNA from Lactuca virosa, 558 nucleotides. The record is from the annotation of a GenBank genome assembly. NCBI's taxonomy places the organism in Eukaryota, Viridiplantae, Streptophyta, Magnoliopsida, Asterales, Asteraceae.